CACGGCAGCAGGCCGCAGCGCCAUUUUCCAUUUUCCUCCUCGCUUCGCCCAUCGCUCUCUCUUCCGCUCUGGCUUUAGGGACACGAGAAGCCAGCCAUAUGGGAUUCUGUGCCGUGUCGCUGCUCGUGGAUAUCCAAGCGCCGAGAUUACGCCUGCCAAAGGGUUCCAAGAGGAAGGAUGGGGUUAUCUCGAUAAAACCUAGGCGGAAAGCUUUGUUUUUUAACUCUCAUCUCAGUCUUACAAAGGCGACGCCUUUAUUGCUGCGAAAGUUCAGAUGGCUCCCUCGUAGAUACGCUUUUACUGGCAUAUAAAGACCUAACAUCCUUCAGAACGGAGGUCUUUGAAGCGAAUCAGAAAGAAAAAAGUUCUUUCCUGUAUAUCGGAAGACUUCUUCGAUGGCCAGGGAUUCGGCAAAUGGUAAAGUUCUGUUUACAGAGGAGGAACUUAAUGAAAUUGCUGGGGUUAAAAAGGGGGAGGAUUUUGUCGAGGUUAUUUGUGGUUGCACUAGCCCGCGCUACGGUGAUGCUAUUGGGAGGCUUAAGAUUUUUGCCUCCGGUAAGCUUGAGGUCGCCUGUGAAUGCACUCCAGGUUGCCGGGAAGAUAAGUUGAUACCAUCAGCUUUUGAGAGACACGCCCGUCGGGAGAGCCAAAGGAGGUGGAAGUACUAUGUGUGGGUCAUUGUUAAAGGAAAAAAGAUUCCCCUGUUGAAAACAGCAUUGUUAAAGUACCAUGAAAAAGUUCAUGGUGGAAGCUCACAUAGAGGCAACAAAGGACGAAUAGUUCACCGCGAUGAGUUUAUUCGCUGCAGCAGAUGCGACAAGGAGAGAAGAUUUCGUCUGCAAACCAAAGAGGACUGCAGAGCCUACCAUGAUGCUGUACUCGAUCCCAACUGGAAAUGCUCUGAUUUGUCUUCUGAUGAAUACUGCUGUGAAGAUGAGGAGGAACGCGCCACCCGUAGAUCCAUCAGAGGAUGCUCGCGCGCCGCUUUGUGCAAAGGCUGCACUCUCUGCGUCUGCUUCGGCUGCGACAUCUGUCGCUUCCCCGACUGCGCCUGUCAGACUUGUAUUGAUUUUGUGAGGAACUCAGCCAACAAUUGAGUAGCUUCUUUCAUUGAGAAUAUUUUUUCUUCUUCAUAUUUUAAAUAUUAAUC
This is a messenger RNA of Phalaenopsis equestris, 1150 nucleotides long. Its product is annotated as protein ULTRAPETALA 2-like. NCBI's taxonomy places the organism in Eukaryota, Viridiplantae, Streptophyta, Magnoliopsida, Asparagales, Orchidaceae. Bases 396 to 1097 code for a protein of 233 amino acids. The transcript has 3 exons. Gene Ontology annotation, cellular component: cytosol; nucleus. The record is from RefSeq and is a predicted model, not a curated record.